Messenger RNA from Spodoptera frugiperda (fall armyworm), 3784 nucleotides. Its product is annotated as integrin alpha-8. The record is from RefSeq and is a predicted model, not a curated record. Gene Ontology annotation, molecular function: integrin binding. The coding region runs from base 191 to 3130 and encodes 979 amino acids. Gene Ontology annotation, biological process: cell-cell adhesion; integrin-mediated signaling pathway; cell-matrix adhesion. Gene Ontology annotation, cellular component: external side of plasma membrane; integrin complex. The transcript has 25 exons. Lineage: Eukaryota; Metazoa; Arthropoda; Insecta; Lepidoptera; Noctuidae.
GUCACAUUCAUUAUUACCGGUCCUUACAGGUUUGUCCGUUCCGUAUAAAUAAAUAAAUAUUAAUAAUAAAUAGCUUAAAAACAAUAGUUUUUGUGAAAUUCUCUUGUAAUAUCUAAUAUGAAGUGCUACAGUGUGGUUUUAAAUUAUAAAUUAUAGUUGUGUUAAGGUUGUGAAUAAAUAAAGGAACAUUAUGAAAGAUAGAAAAAUGUUAAGAAUACUGACAUUGGUCGAUGUCGUACAGUUAGCAGCUGCUACGAUGUUCUACCACGAACCUUCCAGUGUAGUCAUCAAACCUGAAGAUGAAGUUUCCAACUCAGACUUUGGAUUCUCAUUUGCUUACAAUAGCAGAUUUGGGGGUUUAUUUGUCGGUGCUCCAACAGAAGAAAAUAUAGGAAAAUUGUACAGUUGUAAUCUAGAUGCAGCAUUUGACAAGGAGGAAAUUACUUGCAGGGAAUUCUUCAUAGCAGUAGAUGAGCCAGAAUAUGAAGAUGAUCACUGUCCUAAUCAACGAUUUUACUUGGGCGCGUCGAUAUCCGCUGCUUUGGAUUACGUCUAUACUUGUGCCCCUUUAUGGACAACGAAUUUCACAACAUCAAAUGAAGAAAUAAGAGACGUUUUUGGAACAUGCUUCGUAUAUAAUAAAAGUGUAGGUUCGACUCGAUAUCAGGGUACCUUAGAAAGAUACUUGGACAAAAAAAUUUCAUUGACAGAGACUACUCUAAUCACAGGUGGAACUGGAUGGACUACUUUAGCAGAUGACACAAAUGGAGUAUUGCUUACUAUAAAAACUUCACUGCAGGGAGACAUUUUAUAUACACCGUUGUCGAAACCCACAGAUGAAACCAAAUCUUUAGCGGCAAAUCAAAGAAAUCGUAUAUUUUUAGGAGCUCAUUACAAUAUAGGUUAUGCUGUCACCGCUGGGAAGUUUUUUUCAGAUGUUACAGAGUACGCAUUCAGUAUGGAAAGUGCAACUAUGGAAGGCGAAAUAGCAUUUUUGAAAUAUGUUCCAAAACGAAAUGUACUAUCAUUUAAAUACAAAGGCCGUAACGUGUUGACGUUGGUAAAUAAAGCAAUCGGCGCCAUGUUUGGCUCAGCUCUAAGUGCUAAGGACCUCAAUAUGGAUGGUCGAGACGAGCUGCUUGUGGGUGCUCCUGCAUUGUCCGAUGACGAAUGCUAUGAAUGUGGAGCUCUGCACAUCUAUUUGGGAGGAGAUCCGGCUACAAUAAACGAUCGGAAAAGACAGCGAACAAUACUGGGUACCUCUACCUUUGGCCGAUUUGGAUCUGCAAUAGUCGCAAAUGAUUUAGACGGUGAUAACAAAUCAGAAAUAGUAGUAAGUGCUCCGUACGAGAAUGAUGGCCAAGGAGCUAUCUACAUACUAUCAGGUCACGAAGUCUACAACGUAUUGAUGAAAGUGCAGGACUAUAAGCUCAUAUUGCUAUCAGACCUGAAGCUGACGCAGAGAAUCCAGAAGAAGGAAUACACAACACUUGGGUUCAGCCUCCAGUUCGUUGAAGAUAUUGACGUCAAUGGGUGUAAAGAAUUGGUAGCUGGAUCGCCGAGUACGGGCAGAGCGGUGUUCUUCAAAUGUGUCCAGAAAAUCACCGUGACUUUGUCCAGCAGUCUAAUCGGAGAACAGAUAGUAAAAGAACAAGACAAGGAAUUUGUAGUGAAUGUCUGCGCACGAGUGCAACUACCUGAGUACCCAUUGGACAUCACUGCAUAUAUAGCGGUGUCCAACACCAUCAUUGGUGAGGCAGCAAUAAUUCCUAAUCCAGAAUUUAAAUUGGACAUUACCUGUGAGGCCUGUUCAAGGGACAGAUCGCUUUGUAGAAACGUCACUGUGCAACUGCAAGACAAAGAACCUGGUGACUACAAGUUCCUUUCUCAUGCAGAGAUAAGAAACGAUUACUUGAUGCGUCCUAAUAAUUCAGAAUUCAACUCUUCAUGGGUGCUAGGAGGCCCUAACAGCAAAUGGAAUACCAGUAUAGAUGUACCCCGACACUGCAAAGGAGAUGAUUGCAUUCCCAACCUGUCCAUGAAGCUGUUAUGGUCAGGCAGUAAAAAUUACACGGUGGGAUCAUCACCCAAUGAAACUGUGACGAUCAAUGUCAGAAACGAUGGGAACGCGUCCUAUGAUUCCUGUGUUUGGGUGAAAGUGAGCGGGGCGGCUCUCAAUCGAGGCGACUGUGAGGACUAUAACGGAGGAUACAAAUGUUAUUUAGACAGACCUAUGAGGAGGGAGACUAGUUGCACGGUAAACUUGCUCCUAAACAUGACCACGGUUACCAAUAUACAAAAAGAGCUAGAGGUCCAAGUGAAACUGUAUGAGAUAUGUAACCAGAAACUGAUCACUACUGACCACAUCGUUGUACCUUACACAUUAAAUUCAACCGACAUUUCAUUGAGUGGUUAUGCUCACAAGAUGAACAUCACAGACAAACAAAUCAGAGAUUCUAAUACAGUGUAUGAUGACCAUGAAUAUGUGAUUCAAAACCGCGGUUUCAUAACUUGGAAGAAAGUUAAAAUAGAUAUUAGAAUGAAUAAACUUGAAUACUUGAAGUCUUUUAAUAUAUUAACAAUGGAUUUCGGCGAAUGCGCACGGAAAGAAGAUACCAAAUACAUUGUCCACCACUGCAUUUUGGACAUAAUGCCAAACUCAACACAAGUAAUCACUGGCACAGCUGAAAUAAAUGCUGGCAAACUAAACAAUUAUUUGGUCAAAAAUAAGCUCCUGACUAAUUCUACAAGUACAUUAUAUUUAGACGAAAGAUUAUCACCAUUAAGUACUUUGGUGAACAAUGAAAUCCCAAUAGUGCAAGAAAUCACGUUAGGUAGUAACAAACUACUGAUUUCUUUGAUAGCACUUUUGGUAGCGCUUAUACUAUUAGCGAUUAUCACAUUUAUUCUCUACAAGUACGGAUUCUUCAAAAGAAAACAAAAGAAAAACCUUCUAAUUGCUAAAGAAUCGAUAAGGAGACAGAGUAUUAAACGAAGUAACCAUGCUUCCGCAAUAGAUGGACCGGCUGAAGGUUUACAAAUGGAAGUGGACGAUGACUCUCCCUUUGAUGAGCCUCAACCAGUGACCACUAAUGACAACGUAGGCUUAGUUGAAAACAAACCUAAUUAACUAUAAGAGAAAACAAAAUAACUGAUCACACUACUAAUAUUAUAAAUGUGAAAGUUUGUUUGUUUGGAUGUUUAGCUCUUUGUCCGUCAAUUACACUGAAACUCUCGAACGGAUUUUGAUUAAAUUUGGUAUAGGAUAUUUUUUAUCUCACGGUAACACGGGCGUAGCCGCUUGGCAGAAGCUAGUAAUUUAUAAACAAAAACAAACCAGUACUUGCGUUUAAAUGAAAUUAUUUAUUUUGCCACGGUCAUGUAACUAAAAUGUAAGAAACAUACGAGUACCUAUAUUAUAGUUUUUCAAAUUAUCCAAUCUUAUUUUUAUGGCCUACAAAUGAUUGGACAGUGAUCUGUCUGAUUUUGAUGAAAUUAGUUUCGUCUCAGAUUUUUUCUGCGUAUAUUUAUUGUUUUUUCUUACAUAAAAAGCUUCUACUAACAAUAACAAACCCAACAAUAAAAUUAGCAGAAUCAGAUCAGUAAAAUUUGAUUCCUUCCUGAGAAUGAUUAAAUUUAGAAUCGUUACCUAUUUAUGACGAAGUUGUAAGUUUGUAAUAUUAUUUUAUUUUAUCAAGGUAUUUUAUUUAGUAUAUGACUGGAAUUUUGAAUAUUUGAACACUAAGUGUUGAUAGUUACUUAUAAAUUAAAGUAUUUAAGAAAU